CUGGGCACCGCCUCCGCACCUUCCCCUGCGCUUCCACUUUCUAGCUCCAGAGCCUGGAGUGGAAUGCCAAGGAGCUAGGCGCCGGGAGUCGGCGUUCUGUCUGGCAGAAGCAUUGGCACAGACAGACAGGCAGAGGAGACACUGCUUUGAUUCAGACAGGCAAGACAGAUCUACGGAGGAAAUCUCCAGCGUUGCCACUCCUCCCCUCCUGGUUGGCAAGAUGUCAGGGAAGGAGGGAGUGCAGAAGAAAUGGGCUGCCCUGAAAGAAAAGCUGGGGCCCCAGGACGGGGACCCCACAGAGGCCAACCUGGAGAAUGCCGAGCCCGAGCUAUGCAUCCGCCUCCUGCAGAUGCCCUCCGUGGUCAACUACUCUGGACUGCGUAAGCGGCUGGAAAGCAGCGAUGAUGGCUGGCUGGUGCAGUUCCUGGAGCAGAGUGGCCUUGACCUGCUGUUGGAGGCCCUGGCCCGGCUGUCAGGCCGGGGUGUGGCGAGAAUCUCAGAUGCCCUGCUACAGCUCACGUGCAUCAGCUGUGUACGGGCCAUCAUGAACGCCCGCCAGGGAAUCGAGUACAUCCUGAGCAACCAGGGCUAUGUGUGCAAGCUCUCAGAGGCUCUGGACACAUCUAAUGUGAUGGUCAAAAAGCAAGUGUUUGAGCUGUUAGCUGCCCUCUCUAUCUACUCCCCUGAAGGCCACAAGCAAAUUCUGGAUGCCCUGGACCACUAUAAGGUGGUCAAGAGCCAGCAGUACCGCUUCAGUGUAAUCAUGAACGAGCUCUCCAACACAGACAACGUUCCCUACAUCAUCACCCUGCUGAGCGUCAUCAAUGCCAUCAUCCUGGGCACCGAGGAGCUCAGGGCCCGAACUCAGCUCCGGAAUGAGUUCAUCGGUCUCCAGUUGCUGGAUGUUUUAACCAAACUAAGGUAA
Molecule: messenger RNA, 925 nt
Organism: Vombatus ursinus (common wombat)
Lineage: Eukaryota; Metazoa; Chordata; Mammalia; Diprotodontia; Vombatidae
Product: inverted formin-2-like
Exons: 5
Coding region: 221-925 (234 amino acids)
Biological process (GO): actin cytoskeleton organization
Molecular function (GO): small GTPase binding; actin binding
Source: RefSeq, a predicted model, not a curated record